This is a messenger RNA of Tupaia belangeri chinensis (Chinese tree shrew), 1134 nucleotides long. It is a transcript of the gene LIAT1, whose product is annotated as ligand of ATE1. Gene Ontology annotation, biological process: protein arginylation. The transcript is spliced from 2 exons. Bases 58 to 759 code for a protein of 233 amino acids. Lineage: Eukaryota; Metazoa; Chordata; Mammalia; Scandentia; Tupaiidae. The record is from RefSeq and is a predicted model, not a curated record.
CCGACUGGCGGCGGGUCUUGGGCUACCCCAAGCGCAGAUUGGGCCCUCGCGGGGCAGAUGGACGGCAGCGGUGGGGCCGAGGCGUCCGGGUAUGGAGAAGAGGGCGAGGACGAGGAGGAGGAAGAGGAAGAAGAGCAAGAGGGCGGCGCUGCGGGUUCGAAGGGGUCCAGACUGCCCCCCAUCGCGGGCGGCGCCCCAGCGGUGACCAAACGGAAGGUGAAGAAGAAAAAGAAGAAGAAAAAGACCAAGGGGUCGGGCAAGGGCGACGCAGAUAAACGGCAGAGUCGAGGCCUGAAGAGUCAGCCACUUUCCUCGUCCUUUCAUGACAUCUUAAAUCCCAGCAAAGACCUUGGUCCCAAGCCAGAGCACAGACAGAGCAAAGAGGACAAGCACGCCCCUUCUUAUUCUUUUACCCUAAGUGUCCCCCACUUUGCAGAAAUCGAAGAGAACCUUUCAAACCAGAUCAAUGAAAGCCUACGUUGGGAUGGAAUUCUCACAGACCCGGAGGCAGAAAAAGAAAGGAUUCGCAUUUAUAAACUGAACCGAAGGAAGCGGUACAGGAUUUUGGCCCUCAAGGGCUUCCACUCUGAUUCCUGUGCCGAGGAGCCCCCUGAGAACUUACCUUCCCUCUCGGACAAAGAUCGCAGUACCCUGAGUAGGCAGCCCGCCUUGAAAGCCAACUGCCGGAGCCCCUAUUUGGAAGGAAACGUCACCCCCAAGCUCCUGCACUCGGACUUAGCAGCUACCCUGCCGGACUGAAAAUCCACCCUGAACCGGCAGGUUUGCCAUUCCUCCUUAUCACAAGGUGAUAUAUUUGAAAGAGGAAUAAAAGGAAAUCAGGCCUGGAUCUGAAGGAAGCAGAUGUUUGGGGUGCCCUGUCCCUUCAUGGAGCUGCCUCGCCUUGACCCCCUUAGGAAUAUCGGUGUGCUCAUGAGCACAGCUCUUGCGGAGGCUGCUUUUCCUUACAGUAGCUUUGCCCUUUGUUACUGAAUUUCUCAGCAUAGCCCGCUGUCUAUAAUCUGUCCCUAAAAAGAAAAAGUGUGCAGUUGAACGAAUUUUAACUCACUCAUUUCCUGGGUAAAACUCCUCACACAGUACAUGCUGCCGUAGGCCCAAGGAAAAUGCCCCCAAAUA